Messenger RNA from Eubalaena glacialis (North Atlantic right whale), 1285 nucleotides. RefSeq names its product protein FRA10AC1. Lineage: Eukaryota; Metazoa; Chordata; Mammalia; Artiodactyla; Balaenidae. The record is from RefSeq and is a predicted model, not a curated record. Bases 280 to 1188 code for a protein of 302 amino acids. Gene Ontology annotation, molecular function: phosphatase activity. Gene Ontology annotation, biological process: dephosphorylation. The transcript has 14 exons.
CAGCUGGGACCCGUAGGGAGAGGCGGGGAGCGUGCGGCGGCGGCGGCCGUUGUGGCUCUGGCAGUGGUGGCGACAGUGGCGAGGCUACGCAGCCGGGGCGACGGGUCUGGUGCCGCAGCGGCUCGUUCAGGCCGUGCGUCGUCGCUGCAGACGCGGGCAGAGGAGGGAACAACGACUCAGCGGGAGCACUUGGCAGAGGAGGGGAAGGGAUUCAGAAGACACCCCGCGUCUCCCUUCUCGAAUUUCUCUUGGUUCUUGUCAGUUGAUUCGUAGCCUGAAAUGCAUGGUCAUGGAGGCUAUGACUCUGAUUUUAGUGAUGAUGAACACUGUGGAGAAUCUAGCAAAAGGAAAAAAAAGACAGUUGAAGAUGAUUUACUGCUCAAAAAGCCAUUUCAGAAGGAAAAACAUGGAAAGGUGGUCCAUAAACAAGUUGCAGCAGAAUUGCUGGAUAGGGAAGAAGCAAGAAAUAGAAGGUUUCAUCUCAUAGCUAUGGAUGCUUAUCAAAGGCAUGCAAAGUUUGUAAAUGACUAUAUUUUAUACUAUGGUGGCAAAAAAGAAGACUUCAGGCGAUUGGGGGAAAAUGACAAGAUAGACAUGGAUGUUAUACGAGAAAAUCACAGAUUCCUAUGGAAUGAGGAGGAUGAAAUGGACAUGAAUUGGGAGAAGAGACUUGCAAAGAAAUACUAUGAUAAAUUAUUCAAGGAAUACUGCGUAGCAGAUCUCACCAGAUACAAAGAAAAUAAGUUUGGAUUUAGGUGGCGAAUAGAAAAAGAAGUAAUUUCAGGGAAAGGCCAGUUUUGCUGUGGAAAUAAAUGUUGUGAUAAAAAAGAAGGCUUAAAGAGUUGGGAAGUUAAUUUUGGUUAUGUUGAGCAUGGUGAAAAGAGAAAUGCGCUUGUUAAAUUAAGAUUAUGCCAAGAAUGUUCCUUUAAAUUAAAUUUUCAUCACAGGAGAAAAGAAGUCAAGUCAAAAAAAAGAAAGGAUAAAGCCAGAAAAGAUUGUGAAGAGUCAUCACAUAAAAAAUCCAGAUUAUCUUCUGUAGAAGAGUCCUCUAAGAAAAAGGAUAAAGGAAGCUCUGAUGAGGAAGGAAGUACUUCAGAAUCUGAACUUUGGAAGGGCCCACUACCAGAGACAGAUGAAAAAUCACAGGAAGAAGAAUUUGAUGAAUAUUUUCAAGGUUUAUUUCUGUGAGAUGGAAGAGGGAUGCCUACAUUCCUUAAUGUGAAAGUAUACUUUGAAACUCUUCACAAAAUUUUGUCUACAAGUUGCAACUUGAGUGGUUUGUCUU